This is a messenger RNA of Parastagonospora nodorum SN15, 708 nucleotides long. RefSeq lists its product as hypothetical. Gene Ontology annotation, biological process: acetoin biosynthetic process. Bases 1 to 708 code for a protein of 235 amino acids. The transcript has a single exon. The record is from RefSeq and is a predicted model, not a curated record. Gene Ontology annotation, molecular function: acetolactate decarboxylase activity. Lineage: Eukaryota; Fungi; Ascomycota; Dothideomycetes; Pleosporales; Phaeosphaeriaceae.
AUGGCUAUCAACGAAAUAUAUCAGUAUUCGCUGGUGAAUGCGCUAAUGUCCGGCGUCUCCGAUAGCGGUAUAACGGUGUCUACACUUCUUACCAAAGGCAACCAAGGGCUCGGCACAUUCGUUCUCAUGGAUGGCGAGCUGUUACUCCUCGAUGGCACAGUUUACCAGCUUCAAUCAGAAGGAAGAAUACGCGUGGCGGACCCAGAUGAUCAGAUCCCUUACGCCGCGGCCAUCCGAUUCGAGCCACAGCGGACCGUGAGCGUGGUAAUGGAGAGCAAGAAUGCACUAGACCGCGUGCUGGAAGGGAGAAACGACCAUGCUGGGAAUUUGUUCAUGGCGUACAGAUUGGAGGGUCGCUUUUCGCGUAUUAAAUGUCGCACGGUAAAGGGACAAGAAUACGCUGGACAGCCGCUGUCCGAGCUGGGUAAAAGCCAAUUCGUUGCCGAAUACAACGACAUCGAAGGCACAAUUAUUGGAUUCAGGUCUCCCAGUGCAUGGCAGGGUUUCUCUGUCGCAGGAAAUCACAUGCAUUUCAUCGACAAGGACCGGAAGGUGGGCGGACAUGUACUAGAGAUGGAGAGUAAAGAGAAAGUGAACGUCGGGAUUGCGACGGUCAAGGACGUGCACAUUGAGCUGCCUACGAGCGAGAAGUUCAAUGAUGCGAAAAUGGCGACGGACGAUGCGGGCUUGAAACAAGUAGAAGGCUGA